Messenger RNA from Photinus pyralis (common eastern firefly), 1722 nucleotides. It is a transcript of the gene Gbeta5, whose product is annotated as guanine nucleotide-binding protein subunit beta-5. Gene Ontology annotation, biological process: G protein-coupled dopamine receptor signaling pathway; G protein-coupled receptor signaling pathway. Bases 115 to 1179 code for a protein of 354 amino acids. Gene Ontology annotation, cellular component: cytoplasm; heterotrimeric G-protein complex. Lineage: Eukaryota; Metazoa; Arthropoda; Insecta; Coleoptera; Lampyridae. The record is from RefSeq and is a predicted model, not a curated record. Gene Ontology annotation, molecular function: signaling receptor complex adaptor activity; protein binding. The transcript is spliced from 9 exons.
AUCUAUGGUUGCGUUUCUUUCUAACCUCAAAUAUUGAUUACAAGAGUUAACUGACCCAAAAAGAAUCAUUGAAGGAAUUGAUAAUUACACGUUGAAUUGAUUGUACUUUUCGACAUGUCUCGAGAUGUUAGUGUUAAAAUAAGCCCCGUGGAAACGAUAGAGUCUUUAACUAAAGAAGCGGAACAUUUAAAAAUUAAAUUGGAGGAUGAACGCCAAAAGCUUAAUGAUGUUACAUUGGCAGCAGUAGCCGAUAGGCUAGAGAUAAUAAAUUAUAUGAACGUAAAACCAAGACGUACAUUAAAGGGCCAUCAGGCCAAGGUAUUAUGCUCUGAUUGGUCACCGGAUAAGCGCCACAUUGUAUCAUCAUCACAGGAUGGUAAAAUGAUAAUUUGGGAUGCGUUUACCACUAACAAGGAGCAUGCAGUUACCAUGCCUACUACUUGGGUGAUGGCUUGUGCUUACGCGCCUUCUGGGAAUUUGGUUGCUUGUGGGGGUUUGGAUAAUAAAGUUACAGUAUAUCCAUUAAGUUUAGACGAGGACGUAACAUUGAAGAAAAAAACCGUCGGUACACACACCAGUUACACAAGUUGUUGUACCUUUCCAAAUUCUGAUCAACAGAUUCUUACCGGCAGUGGCGAUUCAACAUGCGCAUUGUGGGAUGUCGAAUCAGGCCAACUGUUGCAAAGCUUUCACGGACAUGCGGCCGAUGUCAUGUCCAUAGACCUAGCACCGUCGGAAAUCGGCAAUACAUUCGUCUCCGGGAGUUGCGAUAAAAUGGUCUAUCUUUGGGAUAUGAGGACGGGGCAUUGCGUGCAGUCGUUCGAGGGGCACGAAUCGGAUGUGAACAGUGUCAAAUUUCAUCCCAGCGGCGAUGCUAUAGCGACCGGAAGUGAUGAUGCUACUUGUCGGUUAUUUGAUCUCCGUGCAGAUCGAGAGGUGGCAGUGUACAAUAAAGAAAGUAUAAUAUUCGGCAUUAAUGCUGUUGAUUUUUCAGUUUCCGGUCGCCUUUUAUUCGCUGGCUAUAAUGAUUACACUGUAAAUGUGUGGGAUACUCUUAAGUGUGUUCGUGUUUGCUUAUUGUAUGGUCACGAAAAUAGAGUAUCAUGUCUACAGGUUUCUCCAGAUGGCACUGCUCUAUCGUCCGGUUCUUGGGAUUGUACACUAAGGGUUUGGGCUUAAAUCAACCAUUUCUCCGAUACAUUUAAAUUUAAUUGUUUCAUAUACUAUAUCAGCAAAGCUUAAGAAUAAAUGUUUUGUAAAUGUAUGGCUACCGAAGACGUUUAUAUUAUUGUUCUAUGUGGAUAGCAAAUUGGUGCAGUUAAACCUUCAGGAACAGCUUUAUUAUAUCCAUAAUGUUAUGUUGUAAUAAACAGCAUCCUUCGCUGUUACUGUGUUGUAUUGUUUGUGUAUCAACUUUUUUUUUCAUUGUUGUACAUUUGUUAGCUUCUUAAAAUUUAUCUCAAACAGAUAAAGUCUGCGACUGCCAGUUAUAGUAUACCAGUACAAAAUAUAAAUGAAGUGAAUUCUUGGGUGAGAUCUAUUGAUAUUUUAGGAAUUAAGUAACCUAGAAAUUUCCAUAUUUCUUUAUGUAUAUUACCUUCAGUAUUAUGUCUAGCAUUACUGUUAUUGCAACUAUAGGUGUCCUAACAUCUCGACAUUAUCCAAUUAUGAUGUAGAUGUUAGUUGUGUGUAUAUUACAUGUAAAUAAAUUUGUAGCUAUUA